AAAGCGUCGAGUGCUGCUGGACUAGGAGGUGGAAAGGAGCUUCGGAGGCUCCUGAGGAGAGGAGCGGGUCGCUAGAAGGGGGCGCUGAUUCGAGAGGGGAGGUAGGUUGCGCUUGCGUGCGCAAGAACUUCACCAGGGAUACAGCUGUAAAGCCUCCCAUGCAUUGUUGAAGUAAUGAACAAAAACAGCUGGCGAGGAAGAGAGAAUCAUGUGCGGAGACAUCGGAGGCAAACUUACAAUCCCAGGCCAUACCAGAUACACAACCAUUGGAGCCAUACAGAAAGAUAUGAACAAGAAGAAUUACAAAACUUACAGAAUCCAGGUACAAGCGAAACUGAGUAUCCAUCUACAUCUUCUGGCAUGUGCCAGAACAGUUCAGUGCCUGAAUUACCAGGAUUUUACUAUGAUCCUGAAAAAAACCGUUACUUCCGCUUGCUUCCUGGCCAUAACAACUGCAACCCUCUCACCAAAGAAAGCAUUCAACACAGGGAGCUAGAGUGUCAAAGACUGAAACUCUUAGAAGAGGAAGAGAAACACAUGAAGAAAACAUCCAGAUCUGGCUUGAACUCAUCAGUCAUCUUACGCAAGAGACAGUUGGGUUUGUUUAGUUCUCUUAGUUAUUGCAGGCUGAUCCAUGAAUUAAAAGUGAAUUGCAUGCAGAGAAGAAAAAUAGAAAUUGAAAGCCCAGAUUCUUCAGUUUCUGGGAGCAACAAUUUUAAACUGAUAGCGGCAGAUGCAGCUUCUGAGAGGAUAUUCACUGUGAAUGAUGUAGACCACGGGGGAUGUAAAUAUGGAAUUGUCAACCUCAGUGGCUUGGGGAAAGAUUCUCUUACCGUGGAGAUGCAUGACAAUUUGUACUUCACAAAUCGCAAGGUAAAUUCUGUAUGUUGGGCUUCACUAAGUCAUCCGGACUCCCAUGUUUUGCUGUGCCUCAUGGGUGUUGCAGAAACUCUGGGCUGUGCUAGCCUACUUCCUGCCUCCUUGUUCAGCAACUCUAACACAGGAGACCAACCUGGAAUGCUGUGCAGUUUCAAGAUCUCCACUGCCUGGUCCUGUGCUUGGUGUCUGAAUCCUCAGGCUGAUAACUGCUUCAGCACAGGUUUAUCCCGCCGAGUGCUUGUGACCAAUGCAAUGACAGGUCAUCGACAGACCUUUGGCACUAGCAGUGAUGUUCUUGCACAGCAGUUUGCUAUCCAAACUCCAGUGCUGUAUAAUGGUUGUCGUUCAGGGGAAGUUUUCAGCAUUGACAUCCGUCAGCGCAACCAUAAAGGGCAAGGUUGGAAAGCUAUCCGUUUCUUCCAUGAUUCUGCAAUCACAUCUGUUAACCUUCUGAAAACUGAGCAGUAUCUCAUGGCUGCAGAUAUGGCAGGACAGAUAAAAUUGUGGGACCUGAGAAAACUAAGAUGUGUGAAAGAGUAUAGAGGCCACCACAAUGAACAUGCUGUUCUUCCUUUGCAUGUAAAUGAGGAAGAAGGGCUUCUUACGGCAGUGGGUCAGGACUGCUACACCAGAAUUUGGAGUCUUCAAGAUGCUCAUUUGCUCAGGACUAUCCCUUCUCCAUAUCCAUCGUCCAAGGACUCCAUCCCAAGUGUGGUGUUCUCAUCACAACUUGGAGGCACUCGAGGGGUUCCUGGACUGCUCAUGGCUGUCAGACAAGAUCUGUAUUACUUCUCCUAUAAGACAGAUGAUCCAUAUUGCCUGUAUACCAAAGACAUGGAUCAUUCCACUGUCCUUAGUGACUGAAAUGUUUAAAAAAUGAUGCCUGCCUGUCCUGAAGCUUUUGUUGUACUGACACAGACUUGGAACUUUUCAUCUUUAGCUUUCUGUGGUGCUUUUCAUCUUCAGCAUUUUACCAAAGAUUUUUUCUUCUCUGUUUUGCAAGGACUAUACUUAGUGUUCUGAUGAACUGAACAUUUGGAUCUUUGAGUUGGUUGCCCUCUUUCCAAGCCAUUAAUUCAUUCUCCUCACCUAUAUUGUCAGUGCAGAGAUUGGAAACUCACAGAAUAUUUCUACUGUUUCCGUGUCCUCUGGGCUUUGCAUACUGCCCAUGCUGCAUGUUUGCUCUUUUAGUUAUACAUUGGGAAACUAUAUAGGACUUACCUA
Messenger RNA from Eublepharis macularius, 2103 nucleotides. RefSeq names its product DDB1 and CUL4 associated factor 4 (gene DCAF4). Gene Ontology annotation, molecular function: protein binding. The transcript has 14 exons. Gene Ontology annotation, cellular component: Cul4-RING E3 ubiquitin ligase complex. Lineage: Eukaryota; Metazoa; Chordata; Lepidosauria; Squamata; Eublepharidae. Bases 175 to 1743 code for a protein of 522 amino acids. The record is from RefSeq and is a predicted model, not a curated record.